UGCCGUCAGCCGCCAUUACGCACUGACACCACGAGCUGGUACCGUCCCUACGUCGUGGCCGUGAUAAAACCGCCGUCGGUGAGAAACGAUUCGAUAUAACGAGAUAUAUUGAGUCGACGAGAGUGCGAUUAAAUAAUAGUCGAGAUAAAGUAAGUGUGGGCUGUUUAUUUUCACAAUUAAUCUCGUCUCUGCGAACGCAGGGUGAAAGGGAGUGGCGAAAUGCGAGUGCACAUUCUUGCAAAGCGGAGCAAAGAAAAAAAGAAACACUCCAUGGCGCAGUUAUUGCGUCGCACUAUUUGGGAUAUUCGCAUGUGUCGUAGUUUGGCCGUGCGUGAUGUGGAUCAACGGGGUGUUAUGUUGGUGAAUUUGUGCAGACCGCGGCGUUUGUGGUGGGCGUAUCGGGACGCCGAGAACAUUUCGUGAUUCGGGCGGGUUGUCGCGAUCUUACGUGCAUCUCUCUGCAAAUUAUCGGUUGUCUCGGUAUGAAUUCCGGUAAUCCGCGAUGUCUAACCGCCUGCGCGCGAAUAUCUCGCGACAUGAAAUCGCGGUCGUGGUAGAUACGUAUUCAGGGUGAUUGCGCGACUCACCUUUUCGUUGUCGUCGGUUUUUGCUCGGUGUCUUCCAAGACUCUAGAGCUAUAGGCGUCGCAUAACUCUAACUCCAUCUGGAGACCCGUUGCUCUCCUUGAUUUCGUCGCCGUCGGUGUGUUGCGCGUCGUUGGAUGUCUCUCGCUCGCAUGGUGCUGGACUCUCACAUUCACGAUGGUUCCGAUUGCGCUAAGAUAACUGCAAGAAUGAACUAGGAUAAGGACCAGUUACUCAGCAUACAACAUUAUAUUGGAGAGCUGCACAAUUCCCCUGUCUGAUAUUUAACACUUAUGACACAAAACAAAAACUUGCAAAGAAAACAUUAACAUUGAUUGUCUCAGGUUACAUGUUUUGUAUCUAUGAACUUCUUUAACAAUUGUGCUGGUGUCUUGAUGGACAAUUAUUAAAUUGGUGGUUUAAUUUUUUCAUAGGGAAAUAACAAGUUCUCACAGGUACAACUAAACACAACUAAACAAAUUGCCCCUGUUUUAACCAAGACCAGACAGAAGAAUGUCCUCCAGAAGAAGGAGCAGGUCGCGGGACAGGGCCAAGAAUGCAGGACCAUCGAAACUGCGCAUGGACAGCAAGCCCCAGAUGCCGCGUAUUUCCGAUCCCAGUUUACCAUCUGGACGACGUCGUGAGAUUGAUAAUGUUAUGAAGAAAGCCAGAGCUUCACCAAAUUCUAACACUUAUUGGGAUAAGAAGUUGCUGGAAGUUGAGGCAAAGGAUCCAAAUAGAUGGCGUCAUAGUGGAUAUAAAUCCAUGUACCUGGAUGGUUCGAGUUCGCCGUCGUCGGGCAGAAGAAGUAGAUCGCGUUCUCCGCCACCUCGUCGCUCGCCACCGCCGUCGUCGCGCCGUUCGCCUAUGAUGAGAGACCGCGGCCGCUCUCCGCGUUCACCGCCUUCGAGGCGCUCGCCUGUCGGUCGGCGUUCGCCUCGCUCGCCUCCAAUGGCGUCGCGUCGUUCUCCUAUAGGGCGUCCCGGGCGUCCGCGUUCGCCCUACGUGCGUAAUCCACCGCCACAUCGUCGCUCAGCAUCCGCGAGCAGCGUCAGCAGUUGCUCGGACGAUUCAUGCUCAGUUUGCUCACCGAAAAACAAUCGUGCCAGAUCAAGAUCGAAUUCACCUGGACGUCCCCGAAUCGCAAAACCACAUCCGAAAGGUCAUAAGAAAAAGACCCAUCGCCCUCCGUCUCCCACACCAUCGCCACCUACACGUCGUCCAGCACGUCCAAUGACACCUCCCCCAACUCGUCGCCCAGUUCGCCCAGCCGCAUCAACAUCAUCAGACAAACCCACAGACCCUCGCCGCCAACCACCACCUCCAAGACCACGCAAUCGCGCCGGUGAAAUCAUCGACGUAUCAGGUGUUAAACCACCACCACCCAAAGGUCCCAAAAAGGUCAAAGAAAAAGAACCCGUUCUAUUAACACGUAUAAAGAAGGAACGUACCAAGAAGCGACCUGGUUCUCCAGGAGGUGAUUCCACCGCGUCUGAUGACUCUUCCGAGUCUGAAACAUCAGCCAUUGUGGCUACCACAAGGCUCACUCUAUCAGAGCGCUUUGGUAAAAUGGCACAAUGGUCUGUAGAUCGUGAACGCCGCGAUAUCGAAAAUAUGCGCAUCACGAAAACCGGAGGUGAUUUGAAGGUGAUGAUCGAAGAGGAUGAUUUCCUCUAUGGCAGCCCACCGCAUAGAUACAGCAUAUCCCCGGUACCAGCCGGCCACUUCCCGGAUGAAUUACUCGGGAAUGGUCCAUCAAGGAUGGCGGGUUGGGACGACGUACGCGUCCGAUAUCAAUACUACAAAGAUCUUGGAUAUUUACGAGAUCUUUCGUUGGACGACUACGGAAAAUGGGAGGAGUGGUGGUACAAGUAUCAAGAUUGGCUAGCUAACGAGCGCAACUACGAACAUUGGGUAGCGACGCAAGGAAGACGACGACGAAGAAAACUACCCGCCACCCAGAGACUUAAUUAAUUUUAAUGUUAAUAUCAACUACUAUUAACAGAUAAUUAAACAGGUAAGUUUUCAUCUUUAUGCUUCAGAAUCUCAUCCUGGUUUUUUACUUUCUAUUGACAAAAUCAUCCAAUUCUUUUUUUGGCUCAUAUGUGAUGCUAAAUUUAAUUUAUUUUGCAAUCAAUUUUGUUUUUUACAUUUCACCCGCAAUCAACUUUAUAAUUUGUACAUACAUGCAUACUGAAAUAACAACUAGUUCUAGACAUCGCUAAGAUUAGAAAAAUAUAUAAAAAUAAGUCUGUAACAACACUUGCAAUGAAACAUGAAACUAUGUGGUUA
Molecule: messenger RNA, 2876 nt
Organism: Dalotia coriaria
Lineage: Eukaryota; Metazoa; Arthropoda; Insecta; Coleoptera; Staphylinidae
Product: serine/arginine repetitive matrix protein 1
Exons: 5
Coding region: 1098-2558 (486 amino acids)
Source: RefSeq, a predicted model, not a curated record